AUGGGACAGGAACAUCAUCAUCAUCAUCACGAUGUUCUCUCUUCAGAGGUUACGGCUGUUGUAUCUGCCAGCCUGUUUGGCAUGAUUGGCUUUCUGUCGGUGGUAGUGCCAAUUGCUCUUUGGAAUUUCAAGUUUCUCUUUUGGUCGACGCAUGGAUGGUCACACCGAGCGGCAGGAGGGUGCCUGUUGCUGUGGUUGUGCGUUGGUGUGCUUCAAGCAUUUCAGCUACAUUUGUACGGGAACAACGCUCGGUCGCCACAACAAGAGUGUCUCAUCUAUGACACAAUUUUGGGAAUUCUGGGCAUUACAACCACCCUGACGGCUGCACGUGACUUUCCACACAAGUACGUUCAAAAUGCAAAGGGACAAUCCGGUUCGCUGUCGCAAAAGGCGCUCGUCACACAGGGAGAAAUGGUGGAGCACUCCUUUUAUCAAUGCUUGAACUUACUUCAGGCGUGGUAUCUUCACUUUUUGUCAUCUCCACAAUCUACAAACGCCAACAUCAAAGCAUGGGAACCCUUCUUGGCACUGUGGUUGGUCACCAGUCCCUGGUAUCUUCGAAAGUUGUUUCCCAUAAACUCAUUCAGUCACAAUUGGAAAUUCACUCCCCAACAUCAGCGAACACCUCAAGAAACAAUAUUGUACCGAAUCAAAAAGUCUCAGUACAUGUUUUACAAACAUGUUCUGUUACACGGACUCAACAUCUCGAUGGCAUUGCAGCAAUCAACGGCAGUAAUGCAAGAAUACAAUCAUGACAAUAGGAUGACUGCAACUCCUGCCUGGAGAGUGUAUUGGUUGGCACUGAAUACCAGCUACGUCAUGGAGUUCUUCUUGCAAACACUCGUGCGAAGAAAUGUAAUACACAACCCUACCAUGCUUCGAUUGCAACAAUGGCUCAUGACUACCAGCAGUAUUGCUGCCAUGUGGAUCCUCGCAGGACGGUACUACUACUACUAUGGUUCCUCCUCGCAAGAUGAUGAGACUAUGUCAAUGAUACACGUUCGGCCACUGGUGUGCCUCAUGUCUCUCGUACUCAAUUUGGUUCAUAGACAUCAUGAUGUCUUCAAUGUAAUGAUCACGGCGGGAGUGUUUUACUACUGGCAACAGCAGUUACAAUAG
This is a messenger RNA of Seminavis robusta, 1119 nucleotides long. The record is from the annotation of a GenBank genome assembly. Lineage: Eukaryota; Bacillariophyta; Bacillariophyceae; Naviculales; Naviculaceae.